AUGUCACAUGGGUCGGAUCUCGCUGUCUGGAAGGCUUGUAUUCCGGAAGAGGCUGUCCGACACGACUUCCUGAUAGACGGACUCCUUGCGCUCUCCUCGCUCCACCUAGCAUCCAAGGACCCUGGAGAGGAGCAAAGACAUACCAAGAUCGCUUUCCAUUAUCAGAACACAGGGCUUCGGCAAUAUGCAAAGGCUCUGGAAAGUAUCACCGUGGAUAAUAAUCACGCGAUCUUCGCUUACGCGGACAUCACUACCGUGAUGGCACUUGCCGUUACUGUAUCUCAUCAGCAGAUGACCUUUGCUGACUGUACUGCGAGCUUAGUAUCAAUGUUUGAACUGCUUCAGGGCGUACGUAUAGUCAGUGAGGAAUCGAAAGACCCUUUGAGAACCGGUAAAUUCAGACUUCUCUUUCAUGGAAUCCCCUUGAACCUUGAGCAAACUGUGCCAGCUCCCGACGUCCUAGAGGCUAUGCUCGAUCUUCGCGAGCGAGCAGGCACCGUCACCAAAUAUGUCCAGCCAGACAGAUAUGGGGUAUACCUCUCCGGUAUCGAUCGCCUGGAACUGGUCUUUGGGCGUGUUGCAACAUCAGACCAUCUAGGUCCUAUCAUUGCUUGGCCGACAAUGAUCGAUAAGAAGCUUGUAGAACUGUUUGAGCAAGGCGAACCAAUGGCUCAGUUAAUCUUUCUGCACUACGGUGUACUCCUGCUCUACACACACGAUCGCUGGUGGGGGAAAGGUUUUGGGCUCCAGCUUAUCGAUGGCCUGACCGCAUUCCUUUCCGCUAUCGAUGCGGACUGGGUCGCUCAGACUCAGUAG
Boeremia exigua is the source of this 816-nucleotide messenger RNA. RefSeq lists its product as uncharacterized. Gene Ontology annotation, molecular function: DNA-binding transcription activator activity, RNA polymerase II-specific. The transcript has a single exon. The record is from RefSeq and is a predicted model, not a curated record. Gene Ontology annotation, biological process: regulation of transcription by RNA polymerase II. Bases 1 to 816 code for a protein of 271 amino acids. Lineage: Eukaryota; Fungi; Ascomycota; Dothideomycetes; Pleosporales; Didymellaceae.